GGAGUACAGAAACGACAGCUGCUUCUGUUAUCAUGUUUUUUUAUCUGUUUUGUAUCUACACUUUUGGUGAUUGUUGGACUUUGCACCAACAACUGGGUGGAGAUACGAGACCGCAACCUUUAUCGCAACAACAUCAAUGUUCACUUCGGGCUCCACAGAGUGUGCUGGACUUCCAAUGAUCGAUGCAACAACCCAGGAAAUGACUAUGAUCAACAGAAUUCACUGCCGACAGUUCAAGGACUUCUGAUAGUUGGGGGAUUUAUGUCAGUAAUUGCCGGAUUAGUCGCCAUGUUUAACUUGACACAACAUCAGCUGGGCAGAUCAAAUGGAUUGAUCUCGAUCGGUUGUGCGGCAGCAGCAGGAAUUUCUG
This is a messenger RNA of Candidula unifasciata, 370 nucleotides long. The record is from the annotation of a GenBank genome assembly. NCBI's taxonomy places the organism in Eukaryota, Metazoa, Mollusca, Gastropoda, Stylommatophora, Geomitridae.